GUUCUAAAAUUGUCCAAAAUUAAAGCUAAAAAAACCACCAAAAUUCGUGUAAAAAAUUGGCAAAAACUUAUUUCAAGUGUCUUCGCACCUGGAAAUCGCUCAAAAGUGAAAAACGUGAGAAAUACCCGAGUCGUUCAUGUAAAAACUGAAGCUAAAAAAUUUGUGCAGCCAAAAGGCCUCCGUCGUCCUCCCAGAAGCGACUUCCAACCAGAAUGGACAAACAAAGGAAACCUUUGGAGAAACUUUGUGUCGGACAACUCGCCAAAUCGCAGAGCAGGAAGAGGAAACACGAUCGCAUCACAGAUUCAGAUGACACGGAUUACGAACGUCCAUUGAAGAAAAGUUCAAAAUUGUCAUCGCCCUCGCCAGAAAGAUGCGUGAAAGAAGCUGCUGCUCCGUUAUCUGGCUCCCGUCUCGCUGCCACGGAGCACAAUUUGACGUCACCCAUUGAAUAUCACUCGCAAUCGAGCUCCGUAAUUUCGCUUUCCGAUACUAGUCCUCCCACGUCGUCCGUGUUCAACUACAGCCCGAGCACGGAUGACGCCUCAAAAGACAGCUGGCACGCCGUCAAGGGCAACGAAACGCCCCAAAGUGUCGCCAGCAGUUGUUCCAACGACAGCACCAGUCUCAGCAGCGCCAACGUUACACUAAUCGAAGCCAAAAUCUGUAAAUAUAAUAUGCCGUGUUCCGUGACGCCGAAUGCGGAACAGCGUCUUUGCACCUUGCCACGUCUCAAUUUCGCCGAAGCCGACGAAGUGUGGAAACUGAUGUGUCGACAGGACGACAAAGGGUCCUUGGAUCGCGAUGCGAGCAUGUUGCAACGACACAAAGGCAUCCAGCCACGAAUGCGCGCCAUUUUACUCGAUUGGCUGAUCGAAGUUUGCGAAGUUUACAAGUUGCGACGCGAAACGUAUUACCUCGCUGUCGACUAUCUCGAUCGGUACUUAACGAAUGUGUCACAAGCCGUUCUGAAAAAUCACCUGCAACUCAUCGGCAUCUCGUGUCUCUUCAUUGCCGCGAAAGUCGAGGAAAUUUAUCCGCCCAAGCUGAACGAAUUCGCGUACGUGACAGAUGGCGCGUGUGCCGAAGACGACAUUUUGCGACAAGAGCUGCUCAUUUUGAGCACGCUACAGUGGAAAAUUUGUCCCGUUACGGUUGUCGGUUGGCUAAGUUUGUACAUGCAAAUUAAUGUGACGACAAAUUUGCAAAAUCCCGACGCACCGAACGCAGGUUUGUCCACUUCUUGCAAGAAAAGUGCCCAAAAGCAAACUAAAUUGCGUCGCAAAUCAAUUGCAGACCAAGUACUCCACGAAAAUCGACAGGCAGAAGCAUUCGUUUUUCCGCAAUUCAGUGGCAUGGAAUAUACGCAAGUGAUGCAACUCGUCGAUUUGUGCAGCUUAGACGUGGAAAUGGCCGUUUUUCCGUAUUCCGUGGUAGCUGCUGCUGCAAUUAGUCACAUUUUUGAUCGAACUACCGCAACUCGUCUCUCGGGCCUAAACUGGGACCAAAUUCACGAAUGUGCGCGAUGGAUGAAGCCCUUUUACGAUGUGAUCAACGAAGAAUCCGGUCCAAUUUUCCUGUUGGAACAAAACGAACAAAUUAGUUCGCCCUCCGGACUGAAACACAUUUGCCCAAAUAUCGUAACUGACGAGUCGCAUACCAUUCAGACACACCGAACUUCGCUCAAGAUGUUUGACACUGCCAUGGAAUACCGCUUAAAACAAGAAUCUGAACGGAUUGCCAGUCAACCAGAGGAGUCGCCAGCUACGGCAUUGGCGAAAUCCGUCGGUCUCCUAACACCUCCUGCCUCAAAUCGGAAGUCGCUCGGUGCGUGCGCAUCAUCGACAUCGAAGACGACAAAAGUUUAACAAAAAAAAAAACUACUUAAACACGGAUUUUUAUUGAAAAAAAUGCAUUUUUAACAACCUCAGAUUAGAAAAGUUCAAAAAACGGAGUGUUCUGUGAUUGUUGUGUGAAAGCAAGUACGAGAGAGAGUGAGAAAUGGUGUAAAAAUAGCAACUUAAUACUGCCAAAGAAUGAAAAAUUAAUAAGAAAAAAAAAUGAUAACUUAUGAAUGCGCGACAAUUAAACGUAAAUUUAAUGAAAAGUGCCAGUAAACUACAAAAAAAUGUACCUUCACACAUAAACAUUUCAUCAAAUUAAGAAAAAAAAAAUUUUUUUGUGAUCGUUUCACCUCAUCCUAUGUUACAGAUUUCAUCAUAUGAAAUGGUUACUUGAGAAAAUAUUUAUCAAAAAUAUGAUUUAA
Culicoides brevitarsis is the source of this 2266-nucleotide messenger RNA. RefSeq names its product G1/S-specific cyclin-E-like. The transcript is spliced from 6 exons. Gene Ontology annotation, molecular function: cyclin-dependent protein serine/threonine kinase regulator activity. The coding region runs from base 213 to 1868 and encodes 551 amino acids. Gene Ontology annotation, cellular component: nucleus; cyclin E1-CDK2 complex; cytoplasm. The record is from RefSeq and is a predicted model, not a curated record. Gene Ontology annotation, biological process: regulation of cyclin-dependent protein serine/threonine kinase activity; G1/S transition of mitotic cell cycle. Lineage: Eukaryota; Metazoa; Arthropoda; Insecta; Diptera; Ceratopogonidae.